This is a messenger RNA of Microtus ochrogaster (prairie vole), 885 nucleotides long. It is a transcript of the gene Atp4b, whose product is annotated as ATPase H+/K+ transporting subunit beta. The record is from RefSeq and is a predicted model, not a curated record. Gene Ontology annotation, cellular component: sodium:potassium-exchanging ATPase complex. NCBI's taxonomy places the organism in Eukaryota, Metazoa, Chordata, Mammalia, Rodentia, Cricetidae. Gene Ontology annotation, molecular function: ATPase activator activity. Gene Ontology annotation, biological process: sodium ion export across plasma membrane; intracellular potassium ion homeostasis; intracellular sodium ion homeostasis.
AUGGCAGCCCUACAGGAGAAGAAGUCGUGCAGCCAGCGCAUGGCCGAAUUCCGGCACUACUGUUGGAACUCGGACACUGGGCAGAUGCUGGGUCGCACCCCAGCACGGUGGGUGUGGAUCAGCCUCUACUAUGCAGCCUUCUACGUGGUCAUGACGGGGCUCUUCGCCUUGUGCAUCUACGUGCUGAUGCAGACCAUCGACCCCUAUACCCCAGACUACCAAGACCAGUUGAAGUCACCGGGGGUAACCUUGAGACCUGAUGUGUACGGGGACAGAGGGCUGAAGAUUUCCUACAACGUCUCUGAAAACACCUCCUGGGCUGGCCUCACAGACAUCCUCCACAGUUUCUUAGCAGGCUACACCCCAGCAUCCCAGCAGGACAGCAUCAACUGUACCUCCGAAAAGUACUUCUUCCAGGAGAGUUUUGCGGCUCCAAACCACACCAAGUUCUCCUGCAAAUUCACUGCAAACAUGCUGCAGAACUGCUCCGGCCUGGUGGACCCCAGCUUCGGCUUCGAGGAGGGAAAGCCCUGCUUCAUUAUUAAAAUGAACAGGAUUGUCAAGUUCCUGCCCAGCAACAACACAGCCCCCCGAGUGGACUGCACCUUCCAGGAGGAUCACCGACAUCCCCAGAAGUACCCUGAGCCCCUGCAGGUUGAGUACUACCCACCCAAUGGUACCUUCAGCCUCCACUACUUCCCCUACUACGGCAAGAAAGCCCAGCCCCAUUACAGUAACCCUCUGGUGGCAGCAAAGCUUCUCAACGUCCCCAAGAACACAGAAGUCCUCAUCGUGUGCAAGAUCCUGGCAGACCAUGUGACCUUCGACAAUCCCCACGACCCGUAUGAAGGGAAAGUGGAGUUCAAGCUUACAAUACAGAAGUAA